This is a messenger RNA of Cottoperca gobio, 3489 nucleotides long. Its product is annotated as SWI/SNF-related matrix-associated actin-dependent regulator of chromatin subfamily E member 1-like. The coding region runs from base 135 to 1691 and encodes 518 amino acids. Gene Ontology annotation, biological process: negative regulation of DNA-templated transcription. Gene Ontology annotation, molecular function: nucleosomal DNA binding; nuclear receptor binding. The record is from RefSeq and is a predicted model, not a curated record. NCBI's taxonomy places the organism in Eukaryota, Metazoa, Chordata, Actinopteri, Perciformes, Bovichtidae. Gene Ontology annotation, cellular component: SWI/SNF complex. The transcript is spliced from 11 exons.
CCGGCCUGAACAAAAUUGGCACUUCCGGUUUGUUUGUGGAAGGCGGAACAAGCAGCCCUACGGAGGGAACAAAGGACGAUUGAGUUAACCAAUAUGGAUAGAGCCUCCUCUCCAUAGCCCAGUAUUCAGCCACGAUGUCAAAACGACCAUCCUACGCCCCUCCCCCUCCCCCCGCCCCGGCAGCACAAUUGCCUUCCACCCCAGGGUUUGUGGGCUACAACCCUUACAGCCAUCUGGCCUACAACAACCUCCGGCUGGGAGGGAGCUCCGGAGGCUCCAGCAGGAACUCCACAGGGGUCACCGUCCCAAAGCCUCCCAAACCUCCAGACAAGCCACUGAUGCCUUACAUGCGGUACAGCCGGAAGGUAAGCAGGAAGGUAUGGGACCAAGUGAAGGCAUCCAACCCGGACCUGAAGCUGUGGGAGAUUGGAAAGAUUAUCGGAGGGAUGUGGAGAGACCUGACGGAUGAGGAGAAACAGGAUUACCUGAACGAGUAUGAAGCUGAGAAGAUAGAGUAUAAUGACUCUUUGAAGGCAUACCACAACUCACCAGCCUACCUGGCCUACGUCAACGCUAAGAACCGGGCCGAAGCCGCAAUGGAGGAGGAGAGCAGACAGAGGCAGACUCGGAUGGACAAAGGAGAGCCGUACAUGAGCAUCCAGCCCGCUGAAGACCCUGAUGACUACGAUGAUGGUUUUUCAGUGAAGCACACGGCGGCCGCUCGCUUCCAGAGGAAUCACCGGCUCAUCAGUGACAUCCUCAGUGAGAUUGUUGUGCCUGAUGUCCGCUCGGUGGUCACCACAGCCCGUAUGCAGGUUCUUAAGAGGCAGGUCCAGUCUCUUAUGGUGCACCAGAGGAAGCUGGAGGCAGAACUUCUGCAGAUUGAGGAUCGCCACCAAGACAAGAAAAGACGCUUCCUGGAGACCACCGACUCAUUCAACACUGAGCUCAAGCGGCUGUGCAGUCAGAAGGUUGAGGUGGACAUGGAGAAGCUAGCAGCAGAGAUGGCUGCUGCUGAAGAGGCGGCCAGGCGCCGGGCGGAGGAGAGGGAGCGUGAGGCGGCCGAGCAGGCAGAGAAAGCUGCUCAACAGGCGCAGCAGCAGCAGCAACAGCAGCAGCAGCAGCAACAGCAGCAGCAACAGCAGCAACAGCAGCAACAGCAGCAGCAGCAGCAGCAGCAGCAACAACAGCAGCAGCAGCAGCAGCAGUCAGAGGAGACUGCUGGAAACAAAGCAGCAGAGCAGAGUAGUGCUAAUGCUAGCAGCACAGCUAACCCCACCUCAGGGACCAAGGAGGAGGACAAGCCCACACCAAUGGAGACAGAUGAUGUUGCACCAGCAGAGCCCUCCUCAGACCCUCAGCCUGCUCCACCUCCUCCAUCUGACCCCCCCUCUUCUGCCUCUGAUAAAGCAACCCCUCCCCCGGAGCCCCCCAGGGAGAGCAACACUCCGGUCAGCAGUGCCCCCAGUGAUGACAGCAACAACAGCAUGCCCCCUCCUCCUUCAGACAGCGCCCCUGGAGCAGCAGCCCCUGAUCCUCCGGCGGCUCAGGAAGCUAACCCCAGUGCAGCUAACCCUAAUGUGGCCGCAGCAGCACCUCCGCCUGCUUCAGAAGAACCAGCCCCUCCACCACCACCACCACCACCGCCACUACUACCCUCCAGCCAGAGCAGCCAACAGUAUGAUGCGUAACAGUCUGUUUGUUAGAUACACAUUGGGAACUAUAGAAGGCCUCCCGGUGCUGCAGCAGGUGGGGAGGAAGUGAGACUUGUAUAGUGCCUCCAUCAUAACAGAUCUUGUGAAUGAGUAGUGCUGAAUGGUUGAGGGUCUGAUAGUAUGGUUAAUUAAACAGUAAGCAUGUAUUUCAUACAAAAGUGAUGAAGGGUUUUCAUCAUCCAGCCUCGUGCAGCUGGGCCAAGCGAGACCCUAUUGGGGAAAUUAGGACGUUACUUAAAUCUGUGUUAAACCUUUUUUAAUUUACUCAGCAUGCCUGGUUUGUUGUUGUGACUGAAUGAAUUGAAAAGUCACCAAAGAGUACAAAAUUUGACCCGACUGAUUUUGUGUUCCAGACAUUGUGCAAGCCAUUCCUUUAUUCUUUCUAAUUAUGUCACUUGAUGAAUUAAAAAAAAAAAAAGGUUUAAAAUAACCACAUACAGACUUCAGAAGCGACACUAGGGGACUGUAACAUGGCCAUCAGUGACACCACUGGAUGCUUGAACGUCAUAUACAGGGAUCUAACUCUACACCACUGUCUGCUCCUGUUUAUUGUCCAACAUCAAGCUGUGAAUCCUCAGAUACACGUCCAGCUGUCAGAGGCAUUUAAGAGGCUGGAACAAAAAUGUUUCUCAUUUUAAUAACUUGAUUUAUCAAAAAUAGUUGCAGUUUAGUUUUUCUGUUGAUCAACAUGUUAAAUCUCAGUUGCAACGUAUUUUAGAAUACUUCCUCAUCUAUGACGCCAGGAGAAAGGAUGCCAGGCAUGCUGAUGGAUGUUUUUUUAAUCUAUAGUUCAAAUGUAAGCCUCCAGUAACUCCCACUGUGUACACGCUGUACUGUUGGAUGUGGCUGAAUGAGUUCCACAUACUUCUCGAUCGCUCAGUUUUGAUGUAUAAACCUUUAAAUCAGCCCUUAUAGUUUACUUCAAUAAGAGCGCAGCUGUAAUCUUAAGGGGUACAGUACGCACAUGUUCAGAGUCUGGAUUGUCUGAAGCUGAAUAUGUACAUAAAGGGCAACGUCGCAUGAAAGGACCUCAACCCACCCCCUCCCGAUUUAAGACCUCAGAAUUUUGUAGUUUCUCAGUUUCUGUGAUUUCUACUACUGUUACUACUUCUUUGUGUUUUUAGAGAUUUAGUGGAACCUUUUUAGAAUCAUAUACUCAACUUCAGCCUUCGUAUUAAACCUGUACUUAAAUCAGAUGCCAUUUGUAACAUCUUUAAGUUUGACUGGGGAUGACUAACCUUGUUAUGGAUUUUAAUUAUUGGUCUGCUCCCAUUCUGCAUGCUUAACUAAAUACUAACUAUAAUCCUGCAAGAAUCUGAACAAUUGGGUCUUAUUCAAAGAGUUGAGGUAGAGGAGAACUGUUUUUAAAAUGAACUUGUAGGACAAAAGACAUGUGCGCAAGAAAGUAAAAAAUGAAAUGAUGUCUUUUAAAGUCUGGGUGAUAAAAUCUCUUGCAUUGAGUAUAAACAGUUGAAGUGGGUGUUUGUUGCCCUGUAUUCAUCACGUUUGACGCAUACUCACUUAGCAUUUAGGCUGUAAGAUCGUCUCUACAAGGUGAGGCUGUUUUUUUUAUAGACUGUUCCUCCUUUAGAUUGCAUAUUCCACAAGCCGAGAAAUGCACACGCUACCCUCAUCCAAAUGUAACCUCAGUCGCGUGCAUUUAAAGGACUGUUUUCUUACUUGAAUUGGACUGUUUUUAGAAUAUGCCUGUUUUUUUAAUCUUUCUUUUGUACUGUCUGAACUUAUCUAUCCAAAUAAAGGUGAUUUCUCAGUC